Molecule: messenger RNA, 3448 nt
Organism: Patiria miniata (bat star)
Lineage: Eukaryota; Metazoa; Echinodermata; Asteroidea; Valvatida; Asterinidae
Product: polycomb group protein Psc-like
Exons: 9
Coding region: 212-2398 (728 amino acids)
Biological process (GO): negative regulation of transcription by RNA polymerase II
Cellular component (GO): PRC1 complex
Molecular function (GO): promoter-specific chromatin binding; metal ion binding
Source: RefSeq, a predicted model, not a curated record
UGCACAGCCCACGUACAGUAUGUGUCGGUACACAGGGCAGGUUGCACGCACGAGCAACCCUUGUUUUCUCAUAGCGUUAUACGUUAUCCUACACACUGUGUAGCUUCAGACUUCGACGCGGAGAAAUAAAAAAAUCACCGGUGUUUUCUGCUUUUUACGUCUGACCGCGACGAGUUAACGGGUAACAGUAAGACUCUACCGGUACCUUCCCAUGAUGCAUCGGCCCACGCGUUUAAAGAUCACUGACGUCAAUCCCCACCUCAUUUGCAUAUUGUGUGGCGGCUACCUCAUCGACGCCACUACGAUGAUAGAAUGUCUGCACUCUUAUUGCAGAGCGUGCAUCGUUGCAUAUCUACGUCAGAGCCGGCAGUGUCCACGGUGCGACACGGUAGUGCACAAAACCCGACCUUUACUCAACAUAAGAUCCGAUAAAACACUUCAGAAUCUAGUCUACAAACUUGUCCCGAAUCUUUUCAAAGAUGAGAUGAAGCGUAGGAGAGAUUUUUAUGCUCAGCAUCCUCAAGCAAGUACCAGCAUGCAGUCACCGAACGCCCGUGAGGAGCGCGGGGAGGUGUGCGAAGAUUCCCUGGUCAUCUACACGGAGGAUGAACACAUCAGCCUGUCGCUGGACUACUACUUCGCGCAGCCACGCAAGGACGAACGGCAGAAGAUAACUGAUGAAGGGGGUACCAACGCCAACGGCAAGCGGCCGAACGGCGAUGCCAACGGCUUGCCUGGGGACGUUGUCGAGAAGCGAUAUCUCCGCUGUCCCGCUGCCGUCUGCAUCGUACACAUCAAGAAAUUCAUCAGGAAUAAAUUUGGACUCUCCCCGGCGCACAGGAUCGAAGUUGUUCACCAAAAUGGCGAAGAUGAACCUCUUCGCGAUGAUUACACUUUGAUGGAUAUCGCCUACAUCUACACAUGGAGAAGGAAUGGUCCCCUACCUCUCUUGUUCAGAGUUUUCGAGCCUUACUGCAAACGACGAAAAGGGAGCCAGUCUAGUAUCUCGUCCUCGGAAUCAGUCCCAUCCAAGGCCGGGAGUAAGAAACUUUCACCCCCUGCAGCUCAGCGCCAGCGUAGCCCCUCCAAAUCACCCAGCCCCCUGUCUUUCCCGGACAAGGACAAACACUUUCAGAAGCCACAAGCUAAAUGGAAACCUGCUCCAGAAGCCGCCAAAGUGCCAAGCAAGCCGAUUAAAGCUCCCUCGUCGGAUCAGCCUGGACCGUCUAGAAAGUUGCCCUCACUCGACAGAAAUGCAAAUGUGCCGCAGAAAAAUAAUCUUGGUAAACAUGAGAAACCGACUACGUCUUCCGCAUCAACCCCCUUCAAGAAAAGUUCCUCUACGAACACACAGGUCAAGAAUACUAUUAUUGUGACGUCGGCGAAUCCUGUGUCUACGUCAUCAGUAACUGUGGCCAGUGCCUCGUUGAUUGUACCCAAGAUCGCAAACAGCUUGUUACCCGUUGUUGUCAACUCACCAAAGACUGAUUCGGGUUCUUUAAAUGGUAAAGUGCCGUCACCAAAGCCUGACAAGUCAUCGGCAAAGACUAGUUUGACAUCACCAAAGGCAGAAAUGAAGUCAUCGAUGGCAGAAAUGACGUCACGGAAAGUUUCCCUGACAUCAUCGAAAGAAUCAACUCCGGCGUCGAAAGCAGAACUGGUGUCACCAAAGUCAGGAACUACUUCAUCGAGUUCAACUAUUUCUUCAGCAAAAGUUGACGUGAUAUCGGCGGCGACAGGCACGACCAUGACAUCGACAAAGACACAGAUGUCACCAAAACCAACCGCGACGUUGUCCAAAAAUAACAAGGUCACAUCAAAGCCAGAUAUGGCGUCGACCAAGCCCGACAUGACGUCAUCGAAUCCUGGUACGACGUCAUCGAAUCCUGGUACGACGCCGUCGAAUCCCGACACGUCACUAAAGUCCGACGUGAUUAAACCAAAGCCAGACGUGACGUCACAAAAGGCUGAUACCCCUCCGAUCAGCUUUACCCUUUCUAGUGCCCUUAUGUUGCCUUCACAGGUGAAAGAUACGUCUGCUAAUGUCAAGGCAUCAGAACCAGCUGAAACGGAUAAAGGUGUGACCACCUCAAACGCAAAAGUGACUCCACCAGCUGCAAGAAGUGACAUCAAAGAGGAAGAAAAAUUGGCUACACCUGAGGUGAAAAGCGAGGAUAUCGCUGCCAAGCAGACUAAGAAUGAGAUCAAAAUGGACCAAUCGGCGUUGCUUACGGCUGUUGUGAAGGUAGACCAAAAUGCUGAGACCACGCCCACAGAGAAGACCACGCCCACAGAGAAGACCCCGCCCACAGAAAACAGUAGCGCGCCCGAAGAGCCAAUGGACGUGUCUGUUUCUGAUGGCGUCAUGAUUGACACGCCCGUGUUGUUGCAGACGUGAUCUCUUGAGGUAUUUGCUUACUUUUGGUUUGCAUCCAGCGGAUCUUUGGGACCUGUUUCAACCAAAGUUGUACAAAGUUGGAAUCGUUAUUCCAUUACAAGUUUUUCUUGAACUGUUGCAUAAAACAUAAGCAUUGUAUAAUCAAACAAGGUGUUUAAGAUGUAAUUUUUUAAGAAACUACUCGAAUUACGCAAUACGAUUAUAUUUUUAUUAAGGCAGACAAUGUGUUGUCAGAAUAAUUUGCUAUUGAUGGAAGUUCCCCUGUUUUCAAGAUGGAAGUUGUAAAAGUUAUUAGAUUUGAAUUGUUUCUUGUAAUUGGCAAGUUGCACAUUCCCUUUUUGCUUCAUUCACCUGCAAGAGAGCCAGUUCCUUCCCGUCACCUGUUUAUACCAAGUACAUGUACUAGCCAAAUUUCUAAUCUACGUCAAAGUGAACUUUACCCAAAUUAGAUUUUAGUGCAAAGUAGUCCUAAAUAGAAUAAAGUGCAAAACAUUCCUUUGCCACAGAUGUCAUAAAUUGUGUCCAGUAAACAAUAUGCAUACCUUUUGAAAAUGUUAAGUAAUAGUUGACGAUUUUUUUUCAACCAUUGCAGCAAAAUGUAAAGCAGAGAUGAAGAUGAUUGAACCUAUUGUACAAUGGAAAGAUUAUUGAGAGUGUCUGUGAAACAAAUUACGUGCAAAUUUGCUUAUUUCAACCAAUAUCCAUGCCUUGAUUACUUUUUCGAAUUGGUACCAUGAAACAAACAUUCACAAGUUUUGUGCAAGUUCCACCGUUAAUAGUAUUUAAUAGUUUUCCUUCAAUGUUAAGUACUCACUGAUCCGUUUGAGCGAUAGGCCUAUAAUCCUUCGGCCCAAAACAUGAAAAAUAAAAGAGACGAUGCUUUGAUUUAGAGAGCACGUUCCCGUUAUAAAUGUCGCCUUCUACGAAUUACGAGGGAAUAUGAAGUAAAGUUUGUAGAAAAACGAGGCCUAAAUCGGUCACAUUUACCUUUUAAUUGUGUUAAUUCGUUUGUCGAUGGAUCAACAUUAAAUUUGAUUCAUGCACAUAAGA